Molecule: messenger RNA, 1708 nt
Organism: Orycteropus afer afer
Lineage: Eukaryota; Metazoa; Chordata; Mammalia; Tubulidentata; Orycteropodidae
Gene: ST3GAL4
Product: ST3 beta-galactoside alpha-2,3-sialyltransferase 4
Biological process (GO): glycolipid biosynthetic process
Molecular function (GO): sialyltransferase activity
Source: RefSeq, a predicted model, not a curated record
AUGACCUCCACUUAGUGUUUCCCAUCUUGGCUGCAUGUUAGAAUCACAGAGGAGGUGGCCGGAGGCAGCCAGGAUGACAGCUCUCCCCAGGAACCAAGCCACCCGCUGAAAAACAUGAUCAGCAAGUCCCGCUGGAAGCUCCUGGCCAUGCUGGCUCUGGUCCUGGUCAUCAUGGUGUGGUAUUCCAUCUCCCGAGAAGACAGGUACAUUGAGCUUUUUUAUUUUCCCAUCCCAGAGAAGAGGGAGCCGUGCCUCCAGGGUGAGGCAGAAAGGAAAGCCUCUAAGAUCUUUGGCAACUACUCCCAAGAUCAGCCCAUUUUCCUGCAGCUUAAGGACUUUUUCUGGGUCAAGACACCCUCUGCCUAUGAGCUGCCCUAUGGAACCAAGGGGAGUGAAGACCUGCUUCUCCGGGUUCUAGCCAUCACCAGCUACACCAUGCCAGAGAGCAUCCAGAGCCUGAAGUGCCGCCGCUGUGUGGUGGUGGGGAACGGGCACCGCCUACGGAACAGCUCACUGGGAGAGGCCAUCAACAAGUACGAUGUGGUCAUCAGAUUGAACAACGCUCCAGUGGCUGGCUAUGAGGGGGAUGUGGGCUCCAAGACCACCAUGCGUCUCUUCUACCCUGAAUCUGCCCACUUUGACCCCAAAGUAGAGAAUAACCCAGACACACUCCUGGUCCUGGUAGCAUUCAAGGCGAUGGACUUCCACUGGAUUGAGACCAUCCUGAAUGAUAAGAAGCGGGUGCGAAAGGGUUUCUGGAAACAGCCUCCUCUCAUCUGGGACGUCAACCCAAAACAGAUUCGGAUUCUCAACCCCUUCUUUAUGGAGAUUGCAGCUGACAGACUGCUGAGCCUGCCAAUGCAACAGCCACGUAAGAUUAAGCAGAAGCCCACCACAGGCUUGUUGGCCAUCACCCUGGCCCUCCACUUUUGCGACUUGGUGCACAUUGCUGGCUUUGGCUACCCUGAUGUCUACAACAAGAAGCAGACCAUUCACUACUACGAGCAGAUCACGCUCAAAUCCAUGGCGGGGUCAGGCCACAAUGUCUCCCAGGAGGCAUUGGCCAUCAAGCGGAUGCUAGAAAUUGGAGUCAUCAAGAACCUCACUUACUUCUGAAUUGGGCAAGAGCUGUACCUGUCAAUCUGCCCAAUCCACUGUGAGCCCCCAGCUCGGCUGUGGGGGUACCUGGUUCUAGUGUGAUCCACUUGGACUCACCUCCCGCUGCCUGGGGAGAAGGUCCCUGGACUGACUGGCCAGGGCUGAGAGGUGGCCAUGCCCCAGGCUGCUCUUGUGGGGCCCAGAUGUAGUCAGGGCAGAGGCCCUGGGACUGCAGGAGCUGACCACAGACAGGGCUUGUUGCCACGGCCUCCCUUCUCUGCCAGUGCUGAGAGAUUAUUUAAUGGGCUAUUUAAUUAAGGGAUAGAAGGUGCUGUGGGCUGGUCCCAUGACAUCCAGAAAAGGGGCAUAGUACAGUAUUGUACUCACUUUUUAUAAAAAUAGCACAUGAUGGGCCCACAAGGACCUAGACCCAGAGCAGGCCUCCCAGCGGGUGGGGAGUCUGGAGGGGUGAGGGCCCUCUAGAUGGGCUGUGACCUCCCAGCAGGCAUGGGAAGAACUUUAGUGUGUGUGUGGGGGGGGUUCAGUGGCAAAGGGGACCCAAUCUAGAAAAGAGGUUUCAAACCUGCCAUUAAACUAUUUUUCUUAAAAC